This is a messenger RNA of Zalophus californianus (California sea lion), 985 nucleotides long. It is a transcript of the gene IL19, whose product is annotated as interleukin 19. The record is from RefSeq and is a predicted model, not a curated record. The transcript has 6 exons. Lineage: Eukaryota; Metazoa; Chordata; Mammalia; Carnivora; Otariidae. Bases 72 to 605 code for a protein of 177 amino acids.
GGGCUCAUUCAAUUGAUUCAAGAAAACCAGAGGAGGAGACACAUGACCAUGAACUCCACAAGGCUGAGGACAUGAAGGCACAGCGUGUUUCCCUUUGGCUCGUGGCUGCUAUGUUCUUCCUGGGCUCAAUGCGCACCCGAGGUCUGAGGAGGUGUCUGAUUUCCAUGGACAUACACCAUAUAGAAGAGGCUUUCCAAGAAAUCAAAAAAACCAUUCAAGCUAAGGACACCUUCCAAAAUGUCACCAUUUUGUCCACAUCGGAGACGCUGCAUAGCAUUAAGCCCUUAGACGUAUGCUGCAUGACCAAGAACCUCCUGGCAUUUUACGUGGACAAGGUAUUCAAGGACCAUCGGGAGCUGAACCCUCAAAUCUUGAGAAAAAUCAGCAGCAUUGCCAACUCUUUCCUCUACAUGCAAAAGGCUCUGCAACAAUGUCAGGAGCAGAUGCAGUGUCACUGCAGGGAUGAAGCCACCAACGCCACCAGAAUCAUCCAUGACAACUAUGAUCAGCUGGAGGUCCGGGCUGCUGCCAUUAAGUCUCUGGGAGAGCUUGACAUCUUUCUAGCCUGGAUUGACAAGAAUAAUCAAGGAACUUCUGCAGCCUGACGACCAGGAAGCUCACACCCCAGGGAGCAACAGCCCCGGUUGGGCUGCCUGAGGGGAGGAAGACGGGGAAGUCCCCGUUUAUAUGCAGUUGAGGGUGUUUUGAAGAGACCUCUCUCCAUUUUGGAAUUCUCUCUUCUGGGGCUGGGGUAUUGCAGGGAAAAAUCUAGAUUUGAACAGAUCUCCGUGUGGGGCUGCAAGGCCCACUGGCUGGGCCCAGGCUGCCUGAUCCCACCUGAAAGCAGCCAAAUAGUCUGCCAUCAUUUUAUAAUAAAUGGGUCUGUGGAAAGUUUCCUGAGGGCCAUCGUGGCGGGAAUGGGUGGGCUCCCCCCUAAUUUAUUGUGCACUUGUUUAUCCCGUGUCUGUGAUGCGAGCUGAGCGAU